CUCCCGCUCAGCUCCUGCGAGUGGGGACCGAGAACGAAGCGAGACUGAAGCCGGUGCCCCGGGGCCGGAGCUUCUGGGGAGGUGACCUCCUCGCAAACAAGACUUGGAAGUUGAGGCGCCAAGAAGCGUUCCCGCGGCCCCCAUCUUCCGGCUGGUGGGUCCGCGUAGCCGCCGGAGCGCGGCUGAGAAGAGGCGGCCAGCAGGUCCCCUCUGAUUGGACGGCGCCAAGUCCCAGCGGGCGCCUCCGCGGCUUAAAAACGAAACCAAGACGGGAGGGAGCUAGAGCGGCCCCGGCCGGCCCCGGCGCCUGGGUGAGGAGGCGCAGGAGGGGUGGCCGGCCGGAGAGACCACACGGAGGCCCGGGGACCCCUCCCUCAGACAGCCGGACGCGCCCGCGGGGGCAGGAGGCCGCGGCGCGGUGGCCAGCUCCGGAGAGCUAUGGCCGAGCUCAAGUCGCUGUCGGGGGACGCGUACCUGGCGCUGAGCCACGGCUACACUGCCACCGGCCACGCCUACGCUGCGGCGCGCGGACCCGAGACGGCCCGCGGCUUCGGGGCCUCGGGGCCCGGCGGCGACCUCCCCGCGGCGCCUGCUUCCCGCGUCCCCGCCGAGGCGGUCGAGAGCAGCGGAGAACAGAGCGCCGACGAGGACGACGCCUUCGAGAGGCGACGGCGGCGGCGGGGGCCGGAGGUCGCGGUGGACACGCGGCGGCGGCCCCGGGAGCAGCGCUCGCUGAGGCUCAGCAUCAACGCGCGCGAGCGGCGGCGCAUGCACGACCUCAACGACGCCCUGGACGGACUGCGCGCAGUCAUCCCCUAUGCGCACAGCCCGUCGGUACGCAAGCUCUCCAAGAUCGCCACGCUGCUGCUGGCCAAGAACUACAUCCUCAUGCAGGCUCAGGCCCUGGAGGAGAUGCGGCGCUUGGUGGCCUACCUCAACCAAGGCCAGGGCCUCGCUGCCCCCGUGGCCGCCGCUCCUCUGACGCCCUUCGGCCAGGCAGCGGUUUUCCCGUUCUCUGCGGGCGCCGCGCUCGGGCACUGCCCGGACAAGUGUGCCACCUUCUCGGGAUCGCCCUCGGCGCUUUGCAAACACUGCGGCGAGAAGCCCUGACGGCACCCCGCAGCCGCCUUUCUAUUUAGACUGUCCCCUGUCCUCACCGGCCGGACUCGAUGGAGAGAAGGCGGUCAGACCUCGGACCCAGCUUGCAGAACUUGUUGGGUGCAGAAUGCGAGGUCCGUCCUGGCAGAGCCACAGACUUGGUGCUGGACUCCAGACCCCACCUCAUCUAUAGUGCUCUCUCGGUGUUCUCUGGACGUUGCUAGCGCUCUGGAGGUGAGGAUGACGGGUUACCAGCUGUGCAUCAAAAGAAGGCCAAGGGAAGGAACAAGUAGUGGCCGCUCCCACUUCUGACAGGUGACUCUGCCCAAGGCUCAGGAGCGCAGGCACAGAGCAUCCCUUGACCAUGUCCUAGCACUGGGGAUCAUCCUCUGCCCCAGUUCCUUCUAAGCCAACCUGCAGCGCCUUGCUCCAACUAGACGCGGUCCGCAGGACGGAUGUGGCCCCUCACCAAGGGCCUCUGACGGCUCCAAGACUCCAGACCCUGACAGAGAUUCUGGGAGAGAUUCUGCGGUGGUCCUUUGCAAAGGAUGUAAGGCAGAUGGAAGAAGAACCCAAGAGAUGAGGUUUGCAAUAUUUUCCAAGUCUGAGCUUGUUCUCUUCAUGCUCUUGCCUGCCCAGAGGCUCAGGAAACCCAAGCUGGCCAAAAAAGUCUGUGAAACCAUCCCUAAAUAUGCCCGGAUCACUAGCGCCUGCUUCCUGCGGGCUGGGAUGGGCGUCACUUCGUUCUGCUUGUCCCAAGGGGACUGGUGAAGCCCUCGGAACCUGCUUCAGGGGCUCCUUCACCUGCAGAGUCAGCCGAGGACUCCAGUCUAGCUCCAGAGCCAACCGAGCCCCUCUGCGCCAGUUUGCGAACUUCUAAAGGAAGCCGGGCUACCGGUGAGUACCCGGCGCUGGACUGAAUAGGAACUGAUCACUCACCAAAUCGCAUCGCAACCCAGAAUCCUUCCACUCUCCCCAGUCCAAGCCUUAGCCCAGGAGCCCCAGAUGUUGGCUGGAUUUUGAUCGGUGGCCCUUGGCAGCUUCCGCCUCCAUUUACCCAAUUUUCUUGGCCUUCGUUGAUGCAAAGCAAAUCAGGAGAGGGCUGCUGCUCUGCAAAGCGCCUGUCUAUAGCGCUUAACUUCAAUUAAUGCGUUUGAAAAGGCCCUUUUGUAUUUGCAAAAUGACGUGUGUGAUUAAGUCUUAUUCAUAAAGACGUAUGCUUAAUACUGGUUUCUGCUCAUUUCCAUUUUUUAUUUCUUAAUUGUCUUUUCCCCUCCCCUAAACUAAUCUGCUUUGCACAUUUCAAAACAGACUUGCUUUUCAAGUUCCCUUAAGAUGAACAGGGAAAACUGAAAAUUCAAGUGUUGUUAGCUCUGGGGUCAUUACCCAUCAUUAUCUGACAAGUCCUGUGUUUAUGUUUAGACCGGGAAUGGUAUGCAGAUAAAGUAUUUGAUUUCAGCUUAUUUUACAAAAAUAGUAUGAUUAAAUUUUAAUAUCAAAUUAAA
Meriones unguiculatus (Mongolian gerbil) is the source of this 2603-nucleotide messenger RNA. It is a transcript of the gene Bhlhe23, whose product is annotated as basic helix-loop-helix family member e23. The transcript has a single exon. Gene Ontology annotation, molecular function: protein dimerization activity. Lineage: Eukaryota; Metazoa; Chordata; Mammalia; Rodentia; Muridae. The record is from RefSeq and is a predicted model, not a curated record. Bases 439 to 1110 code for a protein of 223 amino acids.